UUCACUACAGCUGUCGCCUCAGUUCGGUAUUGAGAUUCUUGAAUCCUUCAGUUCAACAGUUUUCAGCACUUCCCGAACAAGAUGAAGAUUCUGGUGCUUCUCGUCGUGUGUUUCCAAGUGAUGGGAAUUCUAACUGAAGAUGCCAUUCAGACCAAUUUUACGUUGAACUUUUUCCGCCACUGCUAUCGAGCUAAUCCGAAUCAGAAUACGAUCCUAUCGCCAAUAGCGAUUCACACUUUGCUGGCGAUGAUGUACGAAGUGGCCCAGCCGGAUGUGGCUGCAGAACUAGGACGCGUCCUGGAGCUUCCGGUUGAGCCGGAGGUGAUUCGAAAAAAUAUCCACAAAAUCAAGUCGAGCUUCAACAACGACGCCCUGCGCAUGGUUUUCCAAAUGUACCACUCCAAUGUCUACGCCAUUCGACCAGAGCUUCAGCGCACUUUCGAAAAUCAGUUCCAAGUGCCCGUGGAAUCGGUGAACUUUAAUGAGAGUCAAAAGUUGGCCGACUCUGCCAAUCGAUGGGUGGAAAAUGCUACCAACUUCAUGAUCCGGGAUCUCUUCUCCCAGGAAGAUUUCUCCCAAGAUAACGUCAUGAUGCUGCUGAAUGCCGUAGCUAUGAAUGCCACUUGGGAUAUGCCAUUUUUUCGAGAAAAAACUCGGAAGUCAGUUUUCCACUUUGAAAAUGGGGAUCACGAAGUAGACAUGAUGUUCAAUCACAACUUUUUUCCGUUCUGCUCAGUGGCAGGGUUGAAUGUCUUAGAACUAGAAUAUUCCUUCGGCACAGAUCUAUCGAUGCUGAUAAUUAUGCCAGAGCCCGGAAAAUCCAUUUCGGUUGCCUUGGACCUUCUGAACGAUCAACAAAUUUUGGAUCAAAUUAAUCGCAAACUUAGCCAGUACCAAAGGCACCUUUACCUGCACAUGCCCAAGUUCUCAAUUGUUCAGAAAACAAAUGCCGAAGACAUUCUAUCAAGCAUGGGUUUGGAUUCGAUCUUUCUAGAGGAUGCUUUCCCAACCAGUGAUGUUCCCUCGAAGGUGUCCGGCAUCAAGCAAAACGCACGAAUCGAUGUCACUGAAAGUGGAACUACUGCCGCUGCUGUAACUGAAUUUCGAACAGACCGCAUCUCUGGCCCUUCACCGCUGUUCAUUGACCGGCCCUUCGUUUUCGUUAUUCGGAAGCAAUCUUCGAAGGAGAUUAUCUUCAUAGGACAGUAUUCAAUCUUCCAAUAGAAUGACUUAACCGGCUUUCGCAUAUUGAAAUUAUCGUAUAGGAAAAAUAGAACAAAAUUUAAUGAACGAUUCAAGCUUCCUUUUAUGUGAAGAGUAUCGAAAUCCAUAAUUUGUCUAAUGCACAAUCACACUGCGCCGAAUUCAACCUUCACAAAUUUACAACGAAUAAGAAUUUUCAGUGUAAUUUUGUGAGCUCUUGAAAGCAAAAGUUUUUCUUUUAAACUUUCUUGUUUUUGUAUUUUUGUUAUUAUUUGAGGAAAUCGGAAUGAAAACGAAAUCUUUUGGAAGAAAUUUCUUAGCGUUACAAAUAAUGGAAAAUCGUUACCGUCAACUGGGGCAACACUUUUCAACUUCAAUGACUUUAAAAACUCAAUGUCCACAGAUAAUCGUACCGUUUGUACAUGAAAAGUUUUAGGGUUGAU
Messenger RNA from Uranotaenia lowii, 1646 nucleotides. RefSeq names its product neuroserpin-like. Lineage: Eukaryota; Metazoa; Arthropoda; Insecta; Diptera; Culicidae. The record is from RefSeq and is a predicted model, not a curated record. The transcript is spliced from 3 exons. Bases 82 to 1224 code for a protein of 380 amino acids. Gene Ontology annotation, molecular function: serine-type endopeptidase inhibitor activity.